Condylura cristata (star-nosed mole) is the source of this 609-nucleotide messenger RNA. It is a transcript of the gene TM4SF4, whose product is annotated as transmembrane 4 L six family member 4. The coding region runs from base 1 to 609 and encodes 202 amino acids. Gene Ontology annotation, cellular component: membrane. NCBI's taxonomy places the organism in Eukaryota, Metazoa, Chordata, Mammalia, Eulipotyphla, Talpidae. The record is from RefSeq and is a predicted model, not a curated record. The transcript has 5 exons.
AUGUGCACCGGGAGUUGCGCCAAAUGCCUGGGGAUCACCCUCAUUCCCCUGGCAGUGCUGGGCUUCCUGGCUAACGUCCUGUUAUUUUUCCCCGGAGGGAAAGUGAUUGACAACAAUGACAACCUUUCCGAGGAGGUGUGGUAUUUUGGAGGAAUAUUAGGAAGCGGGAUCUUGAUGAUCUUUCCUGCCCUGGUGUUCUUGGGCCUCAAGACCAAUGACUGCGGUGGUUGCUGUGGCAACGAAGGCUGUGGGAAACGAUUUGCGAUGUUCACCUCUACUAUCUUUGCUGUGAUUGGAUUCUUGGGUGCUGCAUACUCAUUUAGCGUAUCAGCCAUCUCCAUCAACAAAGGUCCUAAAUGUCUCACGAGCAAUAGUACAUGGGGCUACCCCUUCGACAAUGGGGAUUACCUCAUUGAUACAAGCUUGUGGAAUAAAUGCCAGAAGCCUGAAGACAUCGUUCCCUGGAACCUGACCCUCUUCUCCAUCCUGCUGAUCAUCGGAGGCCUGCAAAUGUUUCUCUGUGCCAUCCAGGUGGUCAAUGGUCUUCUGGGGACUUUGUGCGGAGACUGCCAGUGUUGUGGCUGCUGCGGGGGAGAUGGACCAGUUUAA